Microdochium trichocladiopsis is the source of this 1803-nucleotide messenger RNA. RefSeq names its product major facilitator superfamily domain-containing protein. The coding region runs from base 162 to 1754 and encodes 530 amino acids. Gene Ontology annotation, molecular function: transmembrane transporter activity. Gene Ontology annotation, biological process: transmembrane transport. The transcript has 6 exons. The record is from RefSeq and is a predicted model, not a curated record. Gene Ontology annotation, cellular component: membrane. Lineage: Eukaryota; Fungi; Ascomycota; Sordariomycetes; Xylariales; Microdochiaceae.
GGGAAAUGGCAGGGACCAGGAUCGUCAUUGAUCGUCUGACGUAGAUAUCGCUGUCGACGUUUCCUUUUUCUCAGCGUCUGUACGACAAGACUACCUGCAACAACAACAAACUCUUGUUUUGUUUCCUAUCUCGACAGAUAUUCACACGCCACGAGACAAUCAUGACACCUCAGGAGGGAACCAAUGGGGAGAAACUGCCCGUGGCGGAUCAUUUUGAAUCUGCCAGAGCUCCUCGCCAUGGUCGGCAUGACGGCAUCCGAGGGGCAGAUGGCCCGACAAUAAGCCCUGAAACAACAAUUGAGUCCUUCAAACAUAUUGACGAGAAGAAGGUGCUCCGAAAGAUGGACCUCCGUCUCGUCCCCAUACUCGCGCUACUGUACCUCAUGUCGUUCCUGGACCGUGGAAACAUUGGCAACGCCAACAUCCAGGGCUUGUCUGAAGAUCUCGGACUCGCAGGAUGGCAGUAUAACUGGUGCCUCACCGUCUUCUUCUUUUUCUAUUGCUUGUUCGAAUUGCCUUCGAACCUACUCCUCAAAAAGCUCCGCCCCAGUCGCUGGCUCCCUUCGAUCAUGGUCGCAUGGGGCAUCGUCAUGACGUUGAUGGGCAUUGUGCGGGACUUUAAGGGUUUGCUGAUUGCCCGGAUCUUUCUGGGUAUCACGGAGGCGGGACUGUUCCCGGGUUGCGCGUACUACUUGACAAUGUGGUACUGCCGCCACGAGAUCCAGCUCCGCCAGGCAUUGUUCUUUUCGGCCGCCUCCAUUGCCGGUGCCUUCAGUGGUCUCCUGGCAUUCGGCAUUGCCAAAAUGCAAGGUGUGGGCGGUCUCGAAGGUUGGCGGUGGAUCUUCAUCCUCGAAGGCAUUCUCACUAUCCUCGUCGCGAUCAUGGCAUUCUUCGUCAUGCAUGACUUCCCAGAGACAGCCACCUUCUUGACCGAGGAGGAGCGUGCGUUUGUGGUCUUCCGCCUCAAGUACCAGGGCCAACAGCAGAAUGGCAAAGUCAACAACAGCAGCAACAACGAAGGCGAAGAAGUCAGGGUCAACAGGGUCGCCGAGGCCGAGGAGUUCCAGUGGAAGUACGUCUGGGACGCCUUCAAGGACUGGCAGAUCUGGGCCUCCAUCAUCGUCUAUUGGGGUAUCGUCUGCCCCCUCUACGGCAUCAGCCUUUUCCUCCCCACCAUCAUCCUCCAGCUCGGCUACACCUCGAGCACCGCCCAGCUGCUCACCGUGCCGAUCUACAUCACCGCCGCCAUCAUUGCCGUCAUCGUCGCGUGGUUCUCUGACCGCGUCGGCAAGCGCAGCCCUUUUAUCAUCGGGUUCUUGUGUACCAUGCUUGUCGGGUUUGCCAUGUGUAUCGCCUCUUCAACGCCGGGUGUCGUGUACGCGGGCGUCUUCAUUGCUGCAUGCUCAAUCUACCCUGCCUUCCCAGGCGUGAUCACAUGGCUGUCAAACAACCUCGCGGGGAGCUACAAGCGGAGUGCGGGCAUGGCCAUCCAGAUUGGCGUCGGCAACUUGGGCGGUGCGAUGGCGUCGAACUUUUACCGCGCGACUGACAAGCCAAGGUACAUCCUCGGUCACGCUCUCGAGAUCGGCUUCAUCUGCGCCGGCAUCAUCUCGGCGUCGGUCAUGGUGGUGGCAUACACUGGCAUCAACAAGAAACGGGCAAAGCGUCUGGCAGAGGGAGCCGGCAAUGAGCUCUCCUCAGCUGAGUUAUCGGAGAAGGGCGAUCGUGCCGUCACUUUCAGGUAUUACUACUGAAGAUUGACUUUUGAGUAGGAGAUGACUACGGAGUAAGAAUACGACUACG